AUGAGAGCUGGAGGUUCUAUCCGGAUAAUACGGACAUUCCUGGUAUUAACCGAAUACUCGAAUAUCCAGGGACGUGAACUGGGUAUUUGGACUAAGAACGGGUUUUUGGCCUUUGGACAGCGGUGUCGGUAUGGACCAAAGGGUCGCUACGUUUUCUCUGCACCCGGAAAGUUAUUGAAUUCACUGCCUGGUACGCUUAUGUUAACCGACUGUCUGGAAGCAUGCCAAACGAACGAAGCCUGUCGUGCGGUGAACUACGAGACCGGCUUGUGUGUGCUAUUCUCGGCCAAUGCAGACAAAUUGCCUGGCGCCUUGACCAAAUCGCAAUUCCCCGUCUUCACAAUUUAUGCACAAAAAUCAUGUUUGGGCAUUCGGCCGUGCUUACGUGCCUGGUGUGUUGAUCGCGUACAGGGCUACAAGCUGAAUGGCUAUGCAAAGCGCACGAUACCGGUGGUGUCGCGACGUGAUUGUUUGGAAUUAUGCUUGGGCGAAAACGAAUUCACGUGCAG
Molecule: messenger RNA, 509 nt
Organism: Rhagoletis zephyria (snowberry fruit fly)
Lineage: Eukaryota; Metazoa; Arthropoda; Insecta; Diptera; Tephritidae
Biological process (GO): anatomical structure morphogenesis
Source: RefSeq, a predicted model, not a curated record